Messenger RNA from Acanthopagrus latus (yellowfin seabream), 5351 nucleotides. Its product is annotated as alpha-2A adrenergic receptor-like. Gene Ontology annotation, molecular function: G protein-coupled receptor activity. Gene Ontology annotation, biological process: adenylate cyclase-activating adrenergic receptor signaling pathway. Lineage: Eukaryota; Metazoa; Chordata; Actinopteri; Spariformes; Sparidae. Bases 579 to 2126 code for a protein of 515 amino acids. Gene Ontology annotation, cellular component: membrane. The transcript is spliced from 2 exons. The record is from RefSeq and is a predicted model, not a curated record.
UCCGGUAACAUCCGCAUCAGUUCCUCCACAUCUCCCUCAGCGAGCAGAGUCUGUCUCCAGCGUCCGGACUGGAAGCACCGAGCGGGAUGUAAAGAGGAGCUGAGAGCGAGGACAGAUCCGCUCCUUUACAAAACUUCACUCUCUUCCUCUCUUAUCCACACACAUCUAAACUGGAACUACAUUAAAAAAAAAAAAAAAAAAUCCCAGCGUUUCGUUCCUGACCCUCCGCUUUCACUCUGCAGGGAUCAAAUCACCCACAGUGGACUUUCUGCUCCUGUUUGUUGGCGCAUCACCGGAUAUUUCCAUCGAAAUUCUGCAUAUUUGUGCAAAAAAGAAAAAAUCAACUAUAAAAGUUGCUGGCACGGAAUGACGCAGGUGGAGUGAAGAUUUCUAUAUCAUCCGAUCCUCUUUGCGUAACAACGAUCACAUGGCCUCACCUUGACUGACCAUCAUCCAGAACCCUCAGUCUCUCCUCUUACUGGGGAAAUCCUGUCUCUCCAUGGUUCACCAUAGAAACACCCGUCUUCUGUCUCUCAGUCUGUAAGAGGCCGCUCACAAAGUUCCCUCCUGUAACCACCAUGGCAGCUGCUCCAGACGCCCCCUGCCUGUCGGAGCUCGGCGGUCUCUCCAACAGGAACAUCAGCCUCAUCUCUGGCACCCGACCCUGCAACCGGAGCACCGUCAGGCCCUCGCCUUACACGCCGCAAGCCACAGCAGCCUUUGCCAUCGCCAUCACCUUCAUGAUGCUCGUGACCAUCGUCGGGAACAUCCUGGUCAUCAUUGCCGUUCUGACGUCACGAUCCCUGAAGGGGGCUCAGAACCUCUUCCUGGUAUCUCUGGCUGCAGCCGAUAUUUUAGUGGCCACGCUUAUUAUUCCCUUCUCGUUGGCGAACGAGCUGCAGGGCUACUGGGCGUUUAGCUCCAUUUGGUGUGAAAUCUACCUGGCGCUGGAUGUUCUCUUCUGCACCUCCUCCAUUGUGCACCUGUGCGCAAUAGCGCUGGACCGCUACCUGUCUAUCUCUCGGCCUGUGUCCUACGGCACAAAGCGCACUCCCGCACGUAUCAAGGCAGCCAUUAUCGUCGUCUGGCUGAUCUCCGCGGUCAUCUCUUUCCCUCCUCUUCUCACCCUGGACAAGAGCGAAGGAGGUGAAGAGGUGUGCGAACUGAACAACGAGCGCUGGUAUAUUCUGUACUCCACCGUUGGCUCGUUCUUCGCCCCCUGUGUAAUAAUGAUUCUGGUGUAUGUGAGGAUUUAUCAGAUCGCUAAGCAGCACACACGCUCCCCGCUCGGACAGAAGCCUAAAGUGGUUGCAGGACGACAUGCCAGCAUGGCAACCAGUGAGCCUCCAGUGAAGUUAUCAGAGCAGUCGCAACAGAACGGGGAUCAAGGAGAUACGACUGACAGCCAACAAGAAAAAGGGCUGACCAAAAUGUCUGGCUCGGAUGCACCAUUCAAAAACCCACCAGGGAAUACCCCGAGCCAGGAAUACCCGCCUAAUCCGAGUACUGCUUCAGUCCAAAAAUCAUCCCCCACUUCAACCCCCCAUUGUGAAAGCCAGAUCUUCUCAGCUGUUCCCCACAAAAAGUCCCAGGCACAUUCUGACGAAGGAGGAGACACGCUUCCCAACUCCAGCUCUGCCUCUGACGCCGAACUGGAAAUGGGUGAGGAUCUCAGACCUGACGGCAAACAAGAGACGAACAAGACCGAGCAGCAAACUUUAGGUAAAGGGUUCAAAGUCCAGGUACUGAACCUGGCCUGCAGAUACAAAAACACUAUGGCCACAUCUUCUGGCACCAAACUGGUACCCGAGGAAUCAUCUAAGAUUCAAGGGACGCCCAUGUCCCGCCGCAAGGCCAUGGUGAACCGGGAGAAGAGGUUCACCUUUGUGUUGGCUGUGGUCAUGGGAGUGUUUGUGAUCUGCUGGUUCCCGUUCUUCUUCUCUUAUUCUCUCCAGGCAGUGUGCCCUGAAACUUGCAGCAUCCCAAACCCUUUGUUCAAAUUCUUCUUUUGGAUUGGCUACUGCAAUUCCUGCCUCAACCCCGUCAUAUACACCAUCUUCAACAAUGACUUCAGGAAGGCCUUCAAGAGGAUACUGUGCCGGGACACAAAGGGUACGUUCUUCUAGAAUGGGAAGUAUUACUUUUUGAACUGCCGGCGCACAGAUAGACGGUCUAUCUGAGAAGAUGAAAAAAUUGUUUUUUUGUGUGUGUUUGCCCAGGAUUGACCCUCUUCAGCAUCAACAUAAACACUUUUAAGCAUUAAGGGGGAAAUUGCAUCCAUUUUCUCCUCUCCUUGUGUUCGGGUGAACGCUGUUAGCUGAGUCAGAGCCACACUGACAAAGGAGAUUUCAAAAAGCCACAGUCAAGUGGCUGAAUCAAUUAUCUUUAAUGUUAUUUAAGAAUACAGUGUAAUUGUAUAUUCAAUGACUUUGAAGGAAAGUGAUUUGAUUAUAUUUUGAAGCGGAAGUCGGGAGGAUACAGGGUCUGUGUUCAGUAAUUUAAAGUACAAACAGAACUACGAUGUGUUUUUGUGUGUUUGUGUGUGAGCGUAUGCAUGGGAGUAGAGGCGAGUCGCCUGAGGGGUCUGACUGGAAGAGAACAAAUAUCACUAAGUGUCCUUUAUCGGAGAUAAAAUGGGCACUCAAGGAACACAAGAUCAGGGAAAAUGUGAGCAUCCUCUUCUCUGUGCCUCUCACUCUUUUUCUUCUGGUUCUUCCUCCAUCUGAAGCUGUAACUUUGGACAUCUGUAUUAUAACGGAUUGAGCCUUUUUUUUUUCCUUGUGUAUUCCCUAGUCUCUGUGAACUGUUGGAUGCUCUCACUGGGAAUUGCUCAUUAAGGUGAUCGCCAGAGGCUUUAACAGGGAGAAACUAGAGCAGGAGAGCUGAGAAAAAUAAGCAGAGGAUGCAUGAAAGACAGAAACUCCACAUGUGAGAGUGAGCCGCUCGUCCACGUCCUUUGCUUCCUUUUAUCUUUCCUACGCUUUAAUGUUGUUUUUUGGCUCCUGUAAACUCAAAAAAAAACAAAAAAAACGCAGGGAGUCGGGGCUUGUGUUUCACGGACGCUGUUGCAGUCGAGAUUUUGAUUUACUUGCAGUAUUUAAUGAAUAUGAUGGACAGAAAGCUUUGUACCCUUUCAGUGUUUCUCGCUGCCAAAGCAAUACAGACUGUAUCUGAACUGGGCGCUGACCCCGACGAUGAGCAGAAUCCCUGAUGAAGACGCUCCUCUUCUGGACUGAUCUGAUUUUGGGUGUGUGUGAAGACUCUGUGUGUUUGUGUGUGUGUGUGUGUGUGAUUGAGUUUGCAGUUGCAUGUUUUUUCAAAAAUGCACUUCUUAUCUUUUGAAAGCCAAUAGAAAUUUGCUCGAACGAAGCAUCCAGUACUGUAUACACAUGUAAGAUAACGCUGGUGUUGGAAUUAGCUUUUGUACAGUAUUAGCUUAAACAUAAAACAGUAUCCAUGCUUAUCGUUUUAAAGUCCAACUGAAAUUAAACUGCAUGUUUUGUUCCGCUACGGAUCUGCCCUGUUAACAACACGUCCUAAACAGAGUUUACAGGCAUGCUAGCAGUUCUGUGAUGCUAUACUUUGUGCUUUUUUGCCAAUGCUAACAUCAGAAUAUUAACAUACAGAAAUGUGAUUCAAGUCAUAUGGUUUGAGUCUCCAGCAAGUCAUUUUUUUGUUGUCCUCAGUUACGGCAAACCUAGUCAGAUUAAGUCAAGUUAAAAGUUAUCAACAGUCACAACAGAGUGGUGUAAUGAGUCCUGAAACUAUGAAAUCAGUUAGGAAAUCUUCACAUCCAGUUCACAUGUUUCAGUUAAGAUGCUAACUGUUGUAGUUCUUAGCUCAACACUUCUGCUAACAAAAGAGUGUCUGUCAUUAGCUUAAACAGUUACCAGUAAUGGUUUGUUAACAUUGUGUCAGCCAUGGCUGGACAGUAGAAAAAACUGAAUACUUGACUAUAAGUUAACUUGAGUUAAAGCUGCUUACCCCAAAUGUCUUUAUCCUUUGGUUUGCUUCUGUCAUGCUAGCUAGCUAGCUAGCGUCUCUUUCUCUUAGCAAACUAGCUUAUUACACAGACAAAUGUUUACAUUGUUUACAAACCGUGACGCAACAUAACAUUCAUCGACGUGUCCCUUUUAAAUAGGCAGUGUAAGAAGCUUGCUGAUGUACUCACAGCUUUAGUUAUCUGUAGCCAGCAAGCUUACUGCUAACAUGCUAUCUAGCUAGAACUUGCUAGUGCAAGGUCUCAAGAGCUCCAUGAGUUAACAGAUUUGCUUAAUGACUGAGCAGGUGAAAGGACAGGAAGUGAGUUUACACAAAAGAUUUGUACAGUUGUCUCUGUUUAUAACGGGACAGAGGAGGUUAAAAUAAACCAAAUUGUAAGAAGCUAAAGCAGCCUCCGUUUAAGAUUAUUCCUCAGAACUGUGAAGAUGAUUUGUUGUUAGUCAACUGCAAAUUUGUUCGGAUUUACUCCGAAAACAUUGAUCACGGCAAUUCUGUAAAAUGAUUUCACUGUGAUGUUUUUUAAAGCCUUGAAGUGUUUCAAUACCCUUUACAUCUCAGCUGUGAAUCCUUCACAAACACAUGUUUUUUUUUUUCCUGAACAAUUUUGUGAUUUCAGCUGGACUUUAAGUUUAGAGUAUUGAUCAAAUUACCACUCAGUAUUGCCUUGUAUCAACUUGUAUCUUUCUAUCUCUGCUGCUGUGCUGUUGUGUCCCAGUGCUCUGCCUUCAUUUUGAAAUCGCUUCAUAUUAAGGGUUGAAUAAAGGACAUGGUGAGACUAUAAAUGCUGCUUGUUGUGUCAGAGGAGAGCGGGUGGGAUCGACUGUGAGCACUUACAGAGCGAAGAAUGAUGGAAUCAGACAAUUUACCAUCGCUGCUUUCUGUCAGUCGAGUGUUUUAUGAGAAUUACUUUUGUCUGCUCUAAUGACCUUUGACCAGAAUAUAAAUCACAAUAGACUGACACGAACAUAGAAACAAAUUCAAGUAAGAGCCGGAGUAAGGCUGAGAAUAAACUAAUCUUGUCACAUCCAUGCCCAGUUCACACAGAAAAUACCACACCAGCUAAAAAUAAACCGGUGAUAACUAAAGUGAUAAUUGACUGAACAAGACUCGUUUAUCUCCCUUCAACUACGAGCUGUCAUGGAGCCAAAAGCAGGAUGCGUUGUUUACCUCUUGCAGUGAAAGACUCACUAGAAUGUAAUGAAAUGUGUUUAAACCUUCCAGUGGUAUAAUUUAGUGUAAUUAGGGCAGCUCUCAUCGCCUCCUGAUGAGCUGAUUUUCGGUCUCCAGGAGCUAAAAUAAACCUCUUUUUAUUUAUCCACAUGUAAGGAUGUGAGCACUUUGGAGUGUGG